Molecule: messenger RNA, 348 nt
Organism: Emericellopsis atlantica
Lineage: Eukaryota; Fungi; Ascomycota; Sordariomycetes; Hypocreales; Bionectriaceae
Exons: 1
Coding region: 1-348 (115 amino acids)
Source: RefSeq, a predicted model, not a curated record
AUGCCAAUUGGUGCCCGUCGCCGACGACUUGUCAUCAUUGCUCCAGUCUUGCCUUUGGCGACCCUCGACCCCCAUUCCCACGUCCAACUCUCCAACCGUCCACCGGGCUCCCCAACCGUCAAGGGCCCCUCAACCUGCGCCCCGGCAUCAUCACUGCCAUUGCUCACAACCAACUAUCGGCGCGCACAUUCAUUGCGACACUUUGCGGCUACCGAAAUCCCCGACACGAGCGCCAGCGUGGUACUCGAGUACCUACCUCCAGCCGUCGACGACAUCUCUCCCCCGUUGCACUGCUACCGGGCCUCCCGCCGCUUGCCGGAGCUCUACCGCCUGCUCACAGAGCAAUAA